AUGUCUGUCAAAGGUGAUUCUCCCUCAUCGACAAAUGCCAGCAAUAGUCCGAAGUCUACGUAUUCAAUACAAUCAGAUGAUAAAGUAAACCUUGGUAGUGGCAACGUCGAUAUACGUACAGAUAAUCCACAACAAGACAAUAGUAGGCGUGACAUUGUGGUAGUGACGAGGGUAGCCUCUGAGGAGACUUUGGAGUCACAAUCGUCUACUUCGUCAAUGGGGAUUAGACCAGAAUCAUCCUUCAAUUAUGAGGAUGCCUCCAACCAGGCCAGAGUUGAGAUAAAUAGUCGGGCACAUGGCUCAAACAUGAACACAAUUAACAAAUAUAAUCCAGUACGAUUCCCAAAGAAUAACGAAAGGCAAUUUAGCGAGACAAACAAUUUGAAUGAGAAAGUGCAAGGUGCUCAUACAGUUCAAUCAUCUACCCAGGAAGACAAAAUACUCGAUGGUGACAAAAGUAAUCUACAAGUGACUCCGUCUUUGAACAUUGCAGAGUUCCCUACAGACAAGCUUCUUAAAAUGCUGACAGCCUUAUUAACUAAAAUUAUUAAAUCAAAUGAUAGGACAGCAGCGACAAAUCCUAGUUUGACACAAGAGAUUGAAAACGGCAGGUGUCUCGCACUAACUGAGAAUGAAAAGAAAUAUUUAAGCCCUGUACUGGGGUUCAGAGGGAAGCACGUACCACAAAUUGGCCUUGACCAAUAUUUUCAGAGGAUCCAGAAGUAUUGCCCCACAACGAAUGAUGUAUUUUUAUCGCUCCUCGUAUAUUUCGAUAGAAUAUCCAAAAGAUGCAAUAGUGCUACUACGACGCCUAAAACUAAUACUGCAAAACGUGAUUCAACCUCCGAUGGAUACUCCCUAAAUAAAGCUAAUAGGGGCGCCGACAAAAUGUCCGCAUGUAACAGUAACGAAAAUAAUGAAAAUAACGAUUCAGAUGACGAAAAUACAGACGUUCAAAAGGAUUCAAGGCCACAUCCUCAGAUGUUUGUGAUGGAUUCACAUAAUAUUCACAGAUUGAUCAUAGCUGGUAUCACCGUAAGUACGAAGUUUCUGAGCGAUUUCUUCUACAGCAAUUCGAGAUACUCAAGGGUAGGAGGUAUAUCUUUACAAGAACUCAAUCAUUUGGAGCUGCAGUUCCUGGUUUUGUGUGAUUUUGAACUUUUAAUAUCAGUCAAUGAAUUGCAGAGAUACGCGGACUUAUUAUACAGGUUUUGGAAUAACGCAAAAGCCCAAUCACAGGCACUAGUUACGAGCAUGUAG
Molecule: messenger RNA, 1260 nt
Organism: Saccharomyces paradoxus
Lineage: Eukaryota; Fungi; Ascomycota; Saccharomycetes; Saccharomycetales; Saccharomycetaceae
Gene: PCL6
Product: Pcl6p
Exons: 1
Coding region: 1-1260 (419 amino acids)
Biological process (GO): regulation of cyclin-dependent protein serine/threonine kinase activity
Cellular component (GO): nucleus; cyclin-dependent protein kinase holoenzyme complex
Molecular function (GO): protein kinase binding; cyclin-dependent protein serine/threonine kinase regulator activity
Source: RefSeq, a predicted model, not a curated record